Solanum dulcamara is the source of this 1399-nucleotide messenger RNA. Its product is annotated as thermospermine synthase ACAULIS5-like. Gene Ontology annotation, molecular function: thermospermine synthase activity. Bases 128 to 1159 code for a protein of 343 amino acids. Gene Ontology annotation, biological process: polyamine biosynthetic process. Lineage: Eukaryota; Viridiplantae; Streptophyta; Magnoliopsida; Solanales; Solanaceae. The record is from RefSeq and is a predicted model, not a curated record. The transcript is spliced from 10 exons.
CCCCUCACACAAAACUCGUUUUAUCUGUCCUUCCUCCCAAUCGUUUCUUUACUUAUUAGAUCUAAAAACAACUGAUAUUCUUCUCCAUCCAUCUCUCUUCUUCUUAAUUUUAAGUGUUUAGAGUAACAUGGGUAGUGAAGCUUUGUUGUUUUUUUCUUGUGAUAAUAAUGGUUUUUGCUAUGAACCAAAAAAGAACAUAACUAUAGAGGAAACUGAAAAUCUUCCCACUAUUCAUGAUGGUUCUUGGUUUGAAGAAGAGAUUGAUGUUGAUCUCAAGUGGUCUUUUGCUUUGAACAGUGUGCUGCAUAAAGGAACAAGCGAGUACCAAGAUAUUGCUCUUUUGGACACGAAGCAUUUCGGGAAGAUAUUGGUGAUAGAUGGGAAGAUGCAGAGUGCAGAAGUGGAUGAAUUUAUAUAUCAUGAAUGUCUUAUUCAUCCAGCUCUCUUAUGUCACCCAAACCCCAAAAAUGUGUUCAUAAUGGGAGGUGGUGAAGGGUCAGCAGCGAGGGAAGCACUCAGACACAAAUCUAUGGAGAAAGUUGUCAUGUGUGACAUUGAUCAGGUGGUUGUUGAUUUCUGCAAGAAGCAUUUAACAGCAAACUAUGAGGCUUUUCUUAACAAGAAGCUUAACUUGGUCAUUAACGAUGCCAAAACUGAACUAGAGCAGAGGCAAGAAAAGUUUGAUAUAAUAGUUGGGGAUUUAGCUGAUCCAGUUGAAGGAGGACCUUGUAACCAACUAUAUACCAAAUCUUUUUACGAAAAUAUCCUUAAACCUAAGCUUAAUGACACUGGCAUCUUCGUUACUCAGGCUGGACCAGCAGGGGUUUUUACACACAAGGAAGUUUUCUCAUCUAUUUACAACACAACCAAGCAGGUUUUCAAAUAUGUGCUGGCAUAUACAGCUCAUGUACCCUCAUUUGCUGAUACUUGGGGAUGGGUUAUGGCUUCUGACAAACCAUUUUGUCUUGAUGCUGGAAAACUGGACAAGAAAAUAGCAGAAAGAAUUGAAGGAGAAUUGUUAUAUCUUAAUGGUGCUUCAUUCUUUUCUUCCACCAUCUUGAACAAGACUGUUGCCAAAACGCUGAAGAAUGAGAUUCAUGUGUACACUGAAGAUGAUGCAAGGUUCAUUCAUGGGCAUGGAUUGGCAUACAGAAAUUAAGGUUUUCUGGUGGGGGAACUGUACAGCCAAAUGUUUGGGCAACAAAAGAAUAUGAAGUAAUAGGGGUGGGGUGUUGAAACAUUAAGUGUUCGCUUCAAGAUAUUUAUUGUUUAGUAGCUUUUGAUUUGGUCAGCAGCAUAGGCUUAGGCUUCUUCUGAUUGUCCAAUGACUAUAUUUACUAUUUCAUCAUUUCAUGUAAUGGGAAGACUUGAAAAGAAGAAAAAUCAUUUUCUAUCACAA